AUAGGUGGAGAAAUCCAAGAAGGUAAUGAUAUUACUUCAGCUAUUGGAGGUAUUUCUGGCACUUCAGUUUCCCAUAUAGAGCCAAAUCAUGUUAAAGGAAAAGAAAAAUAUAUGACUAUACCUGGUAUAUCCAAUUGGUUUGAAUGGAGUUGGCACACUGAAGGUGAUAAUGCAGGAUAUAUUCAGGCAUGUGCAAUACCAAAUAUUGGAAUGUGGUCAUCAUUUUCUCCAGUUCAAAUACAAAAUUUUCUAAAAAAUGAAAUUAAUCAACCAUCUCCACAACUUUCUGAGCCAACUAAACCAAAAUCUCCAUGGAAAAUACCUAUUCCACAUUCAUCAGCACAGUUACGUGAGAGAAGUGCUCAAACAACACUUGGAGUUGAAAAUAUUUAA
Molecule: messenger RNA, 393 nt
Organism: Entrophospora candida
Lineage: Eukaryota; Fungi; Glomeromycota; Glomeromycetes; Entrophosporales; Entrophosporaceae
Source: the annotation of a GenBank genome assembly